This is a messenger RNA of Salmo salar (Atlantic salmon), 2440 nucleotides long. It is a transcript of the gene onecut3b, whose product is annotated as one cut homeobox 3b. Gene Ontology annotation, molecular function: DNA-binding transcription factor activity, RNA polymerase II-specific; RNA polymerase II cis-regulatory region sequence-specific DNA binding. Gene Ontology annotation, cellular component: nucleus. The record is from RefSeq and is a predicted model, not a curated record. Gene Ontology annotation, biological process: regulation of transcription by RNA polymerase II. Lineage: Eukaryota; Metazoa; Chordata; Actinopteri; Salmoniformes; Salmonidae.
GCUGUUGGACAAGGGAUGAGAUAUAGCAAACGAGCGCCUAUAACACAGGACAACAACACAGCCAAACGUGGACGAGGACUUUACGCGAUAUUUACCUACCUUGGAACAAGAUAAAUUAUUUACAAAAACCAUGUUGGAUUGACUGGAGAAAAACUCUAAUCAAUGGAUUGGUUUUGAGAUCGUUUGGUAAUAUUAUCACUUCAGGAGUCUGAGAGAGGGAGAGUGAGCGCGCGCCUCUGUGUGUGUGAGUCUGAGUGAAAGGACCGAGAAGGAGCGGGAGAGAGAGGGAGGGGAGGGAGGUGGGAUCAAGGAAGAUAGAUUCUUUCAGUGAUGGAACUCACAAUGGAAAACCUUGGAAACCUCCACGGCGUCUCGCACUCACAGGCCGGGGAACUGAUGAGCUCCACGCACGCCCGGCAGUCCUCCGCCCCUUCACACAGGAACCUGGUUUCUCACACACACGGCCGGUCGGCCAUGGUGUCCAGUAUGGCCGCGAUCCUGGAUGGUACCGGGGACUAUCGGACAGACCCCUCGGCGCUCUCUGGCCACCUCCACCCGGCUAUGAGCAUGUGCGAGUCCGGGAUGAGCCUGAGCAACACCUACACCACACUGACCCCUCUCCAGCACCUACCUCCCAUAUCCACGGUCUCCGACAAGUUCCACCACCCACACCCACACUCCCACCACCACGCAGCCGCCCACCAGCGACUCUCCGCGGGGAACGUCAGCGGGAGCUUUACGUUGAUGAGGGAUGACCACCGGGGGCUGGCGUCUAUGGGAAACCUGUACGGCCACUACCCUAAAGAUAUGUCCGGCAUGGUCCAUGGGUCACUCUCCCCGUUGUCCAACGGCCUCGGCUCUUUGCACAACUCCCAGCAGACGCUCUCAGCCUACGGUCCAAGUGCUCACCUUAGUAAUGAUGCCAAGAUGCUCUCUCCCGUGACAGGCUUCGAGUCCCACGCCGCAAUGCUGUCCCGGAGCGAGGAGCACCUUGCCAGGGGUUUAGGUGGCCAUGGGCAUGGCAUGAUGUCCAACCUCAACGGGAUGCACCAUCCGCACAGCCACCUUCACUCCCAGGCCAAUGGGGCAGCGAUGCUGGCCGAGCGAGAGAGGCACGGGGCUGGGUCCGGCCAGGGAGGAGGGUCGGGAGGGCAGGCAGAGGAGAUCAACACGAAAGAGGUGGCUCAACGGAUAACGGCAGAGCUGAAGCGUUACUCAAUUCCCCAGGCGAUUUUCGCCCAGAGGAUCCUAUGUCGGUCCCAAGGAACCCUCUCGGAUCUUCUGCGGAACCCCAAGCCGUGGAGUAAACUCAAGUCAGGCCGGGAGACGUUUAGGAGAAUGUGGAAGUGGCUCCAGGAGCCCGAGUUUCAGCGGAUGUCUGCCCUUCGGUUGGCGGCCUGUAAGCGGAAGGAGCAGGACCAGGGUCGUGAGAGGAACCUGGUCCCCAAGAAACAGCGGCUGGUAUUCACGGACCUGCAGCGCCGCACGCUGGCGGCCAUCUUUAGGGAGAACCGCCGUCCAUCCAAGGAGAUGCAGAUCACCAUCAGCCAUCAGCUAGGCCUGGAGCUCUCCACCGUCUCCAACUUCUUCAUGAACGCUCGCCGACGCUGCCACGCCGACCGCUGGGGAUCCACUGGAGGCGCAGAGGGGAAUGAGCACUCGGGUGUGCACGGGAGCGUGCACAGUCACAUGCAUGCUCAUGGCAACAACAACAACGCUGGUUCGUCCCCGGCACAACCGGGCACCUCCUCUGCUACCACCUUCUCCAAGGCCUGAGAGGGAGGGGAAGAGGGUGGUGGGAUCUAAAGCAAAGGUCACUGACCCUGGUGGUCCUGGAGGGCUCUAGUGUGUGCAUGCUUUUGUUCCAGCCCAGCACUAACACACCUGAUUCAACUACUGAGUUGAAUCAGGUGUGUAUGACCAUUGGUCUGAAGGUGUCCUCUUUUUGUGCUGAAUCUCACCCUUUACUCCAUUUCGUUUUGUCUGUCAGAAAUCAAAGAAUUUGGGAUACCAAUACACCCUCCACAAUGGGUCUGGGGAGGGUGUAUUGGUAUCCCAAAUUAUCCUCAGACACUUUAGUUUGAGCAAAUCUGUCAGUAAACCAAAGAAAAAACGUUCCAGAGAAAUUCUGAGGGUCGGUUCAAAUCUAAAAUAGCUAAGAUCAGUUAGGCCCACAGAAUAGCUUUCUCUCACUUUUGGGAUUGAUCGGUCCACAAGCUUAAGUUUUUGACUAAUGGACCAAGCAAAUACACCAAAGACAAGCCCAUGGUAAUAGACCUAACUGCACAACAUCAGUGGCCAUGUGUGUGAAAAAGGCAAGGAGAAAUAUGCAGACAUGUCCUCUUGUCCUCUGCUCAGUCAGAAAAAUACACCUUUCACUGUGUGUGUGUGUGUGUGUGUGUGUGUGUGUGUGUGUGUGUGUGUGUGUGUGUGUGUGUGU